GCUCCGCCCCGCGGCGCGCCGGGCGGGCGAGUCCGCCAUUGCCGCGCCGGCGGCCCUUUCAAACGCGGCAGCGGCGGCAGCGGGGGGUGACGAGGAGGGGAAGCCGCCGCCCCUCGCUGCGACCGGGCUGGGGCUGAAGCAGAGCGGGCAGCGGUGCCGUGUUGGCCUCGGUGCCGUGCUGGCCUCGGCGCCCUUCGUGCCACGCCGCAGCGCCCGGCAAGCGAGGGGUUCGCUCUUGUCUCGGUUGUUCAGGACGAAACGAGCCUGUUCUCCCUCCAUUCCCACUGCCCGACUCCUGCGAGCGGCUGAGCGGGACCGCGGGGACGGACGGGCAGCCCUGGCUCGGCUGGGGCGGCACAGCUGGCAGGGACAGAAGGCGAUUGAGAGGUGGCACAUUGCCGUGGUUUUCCCACGGAGCUGCUGCCCUUCCCAGGCGGUGAGGGUGACAUUUAACUCUGUUAGCCCUUCCUCUUGAACGCUCUCAACAUAUCUGAAGAAAUCGCUGCCGCCAGGGAGGGAACAGGGCUUCGGAGCAGGCCUGACCGGCUUUGUACAGGAAGAGUUCCUGGAAAUCUACACUAGCUUCUCUGAGCAAAAGUGCCUGGGAGUUCUCCAAGGUUUUAACCUUGGGAGGAUUACAGUAUUAGGAGCAAAGGAAUACAGAAGCAGAGUGUCUGGAUGAGUUUGGGGGUGUCUCAGAACUGACAGUGAAAAGGCACCUGGGAAGCUGAAAAGAUGUCAUCUCUGCCAAGGAGGGUGAAAUGUGUAGCCAAAGCCCCUACAUCAGAAGAACUACCUUCAUUUCUUAAUUCGACCUCUGAAUCAGAGGAGGAAGAGGAGGAAUGGGUGCCAAAAAGUAAAGUUGCCAGGAGAGCUAAUUUGCCAAAGAAAACUGAGGCAAAAACUAAAAAAGCUGCUGCUCCACAGUCAACUGUGGCCAGGAAAAUGGUCAAGAAGGUAGCAAUAAAAGAGGAAAUGGAUGUAUCCUUGCCUAUUGCACCCGUAGAAGAUAAUAAAAUGAAGCUUCUAAAAUCUAAGGAAGAAAAUGCAGGCACUAAACCAAAAAGUUUAAAUCGAACGCCAGAAGUGCCUAAGAAAAAGGAAAUAAAUUCAUUCCAAGGGAUAAACCAAAACAGUUCAGUGAGUGAUGAAAAACCGUCAACAAGUGUUCCUGUAGUGAAACAAGAGAAAUGUGAAGAGGAUUUUGCAUUUGAUGAACCACCCUCUAAAAAGAUUAAGCUGAAUGCAUGUCCUGAGGGAAAGCCAGUUAAAAAUAUGGGAGGCAAAAUAAAAGAAGAAUUUGAAAUGAACUGGGAUAUUGUACAGGCCUUGUCAGAAGUAACAAACGUUGAGCCAUGGGUAUGUGCAAACUUAAUUUGGCUCUUUCAAGAGGAGAACACGAUUCCUUUUAUCGCUCGGUACCGAAAGGAGCUCAUCAAUAACCUGGAGGCCGACACCUUGCGAGAAGUGCAGCACGCGUUGGAAGAGCUACGUACUGUUGCAAAGAAGACACAUACAAUGAUACAGAAGUUGAAGAAAGAAGGGAAGUUAUCCAGUUGCCUUUUAAAAGGAUUGCUAAAUUGUAGAACUUUGGAAGAAUUAGACCAUGUGUCUGCACCUUAUAAAACUGGGAGUAAAGGCACCAAAGCCCAGAGGGCCAAGCAGUUGGGAUUAGAGCCUGCUGCUCUCUCCCUCCUGCAGAAUCCUGUGGAACUCAAUCUCUUUUCUUACAUCAGACCCAAUACCAAAGGGCUUGCAAAUAUCCAGGAAGUUGAGGCUGGAGUGCAGCAUAUUUUAGCAGACAUCUUUGCUAAAGAUAAAGAUACACUGGAUUUUAUCAGGAAAUUGUGCCAUCAAAGGUACAUUUCCAUCCAGUCAACUUUGGCAAAAGUGUCGUCCAAAAAUGGAAAUGAAAAAGACAUAGAUAAAUUCCAACUGUACCAUGAGUUUUCUUGUAAUAUAAAGAAUAUUCAGCAUCAUCAGAUUCUGGCCAUUAACCGAGGGGAAAAUCUGAAGAUCCUGACAGUGAAGGUCAACAUUCCUGACGGGGUGAAGAAUGAAUUCUGUUGGUGGUGUGUCAAUGAAAGAUGGAGACCAAAACAAUUUUUAAAACCAGAAUUUAUGAGGCUACUACGGAGUUCUGUAGAGGAUGCAUAUAAACGCCUUAUAUAUCCUCUUCUCUGUAGGGAAUUCAGAUCCAAGUUGACAUCUGAUGCAGAGAAAGAGUCUGUGAUGAUGUUUGGGAGAAAUCUCCGUCAGCUGCUUCUGACCAGCCCCGUGAGGGGCCGUGCUUUGAUGGGAGUAGAUCCUGGCUACAAACAUGGCUGCAAGUUGGCAAUUAUUUCACCAACCAGUCAGAUACUCCAUACUGAUGUAGUUUACUUGCAUUCUGGUCAAGGAUUUCGUGAAGCUGAGAAGAUAAAGAGGCUUCUGCUACAGUACAACUGCAGCACUGUUGUGAUUGGCAAUGGCACGGCCUGCAGAGAAACAGAAGCUUACUUUGCUGACUUAAUUAUGAAGAAAUAUUUUGCACCGCUGGAUGUUGUUUACUGCAUUGUCAGUGAAGCUGGAGCGUCGAUCUACAGUGUCAGUCCAGAGGCGUCCAAGGAAAUGCCAGACCUAGACCCUAACCUAAGAAGUGCAGUUUCCAUAGCUAGACGAGUCCAAGACCCAUUAGCUGAGCUAGUGAAAAUCGAGCCCAAGCACAUAGGAGUUGGAAUGUAUCAGCAUGAUGUAUCACAGACUUUGCUGAAAGCAACUCUGGACAGUGUGGUUGAAGAGUGUGUCAGCUUUGUAGGAGUUGAUAUUAACAUCUGCUCAGAAAUACUAUUAAGACACAUUGCAGGACUGAAUACUAACAGGGCUAAAAAUAUAAUUGAAUGGCGAGAGAAGAACGGACCAUUUAUAAACCGAGAACAGCUCAAGGAAGUUAAAGGUUUGGGUCCCAAAACCUUCCAACAAUGUGCUGGCUUCAUCAGAUUCAAUCAAGAAUAUAUAAAGACUUUUUGCAGUAAUAAGAAAAAUGAACUUGGAAAUCGUGCACUUUUGACUAAAGCAGGUGCACUGGGUAAAAAGAAGAGUAAACUAACAUCAUGUGCCUCACAACAGCCCAAUCCUUUGGACCAAACUUGCAUUCAUCCAGAGUCUUACAACAUUGCAAUGAGGUUUUUAUCUCUCAUUGGAGGAAAUGCAAAUGACAUAGGAAAAUCAGAUAUGCAGCAAAAAGUAAAUGUGGUAAUUCAAAAGGAAGGACUGGAAGGCACAGCUAAAAAGCUCAAUACUACUGUGAACACACUGCAGCUGAUCAUUGAUGGUCUCACUCAACCUGAAGACUACGACAUCCGAACAGAUUUUGAUAAACCUGACUUCAAAAGAAGCAUAGUCUGCUUUGAAGACUUAAGUGUUGGUGCUGUUUUGACUGGAAAAGUUGAAAAUGCAACGCCAUUUGGAGUUUUUGUGGAUAUUGGUGUGGGAAAAGCAGGUUUGAUUCCAGUGCGAAACAUAACAGAAGCAAAACUCUCUAAAGUGAAGAAGAGAAGAAGCCUGGGCCUAGGUCCUGGAGAAAGAGUGGAAGUUAAAGUGCUUAAUGUUGAUAUUCCUCGACUGAGGAUAACAUUGGAUCUUAUUCGUGUUUUAUGAGUGAGGUUUCAGUAACUGAGCCUUGACUUCCUUGACUUUAAAGGAUAAGUAAUGUCAGCAAGGUUAUGGAGGGUCUGGCUUUUUUUUUUUAAAUUUUAGUUUAACAGUUUUACCACAUUUCUUGUAUCCUUUCUGUUAAUAAUUGUUGGAACAGUUUUUUGGAUUACCUCCAAGCAACCUUGUUAUUUUGUCUGCAGAGCAAAUGAAGCUCCAGUGGGCUGUCAGACAGAUCUUUUAUCUAUUGUCUGUGCAAGAUUAAGAUAGAAAAUCUUCAGUUAGUACUGCACAAGCAGAUAUAUCUAUAGCUCCCCUACCAAAAAACAGCCACUCAGUUUGCCUGUUUUCUGGUUGACAGUCUAAAGCAGGGCUCCUAGUGAGAGGAAAAAAUGAUCUUUUGAAGUUAAGUGGUAAUGAUGUUGCAUCAGAAGUAGACUGAGGAAAAAAGCAUUUGCUAAAACUAUUGAUGGUUCUGAAAUAGUUAUCUUUAAUUUAUUUGACGUCUGUUUACCUGUAUUAUGUUUGCUUGUUCAGUUAUCAUGGCUUAACACAGUUGGAUGUACCUUGCAGUUUAAAGAACUUUGCUCGAAGGUGUCAAAAGACAUUUGUGUUGUUCAAUACUUCAGCAAAAUAAAAACAUUUCUGUCCA
Messenger RNA from Taeniopygia guttata (zebra finch), 4285 nucleotides. RefSeq names its product S1 RNA binding domain 1 (gene SRBD1). The record is from RefSeq and is a predicted model, not a curated record. Lineage: Eukaryota; Metazoa; Chordata; Aves; Passeriformes; Estrildidae. Gene Ontology annotation, biological process: nucleobase-containing compound metabolic process; translation. Gene Ontology annotation, molecular function: structural constituent of ribosome; mRNA binding.